AUGUCGCGUACUGCGUGGUCAAAUUCUGGCAAAGGCGGCGGGAACUUGACUUCUGAUCGCCUUGCGCCCAAGAAGCCCAAGCCGCAAACUCAGCCUGCACAGAGCAAGGGCAAAGCAAAAGCUCCGCAAGAUCCUCCAAAGAGUGCAGCUGUGAAAAGGCUCGAGAGUAUACUCACCGGUCUGUCUGGCGCGAAGUCGCCUAACUCUCAACCUGGAUGCUACUGCCAGGCGCGAAAGCACGCUCUCAACAAGUAUACGCCAAUAUGCACGACUUGCGGUCUCAUCCUGUGUGCCUUGCAGCAGCCAUACACGCCUUGUCCUCAUUGUAGUUCAUCACUACUAUCGCCGAUGCAACGCGAUUCCAUGGUUGCCCAGGUGCAGUCCGAGCUUGAAGCACAGCUAGAGCUGGAAGAAUGCGAGCGUGUUCGCGCGCAAGAGGCGGUCCGUGCAGCACAGGGUGCUUUCCCGACACUCGGCGGUGCAACACCACCUACGACUAUCGUGACACCGAGCCCAGCAGCAUACGUCGUUCUGUCACUAGACUCAAAGACAAAAAGGACAACCGUCUCGACGUAUCAUUCACCGGCGCCUUCCCCGCCCACCGUCUCGCGUGCACCUUCGGCACCACCACCACCACCCGACGAUUGCGUACCUCCCCCUGCUAUCGAUUCAGUAACACACUUCCGCGGUGGACGUCAGCCAGCUACAGCAUGGGCGGACCUGAUAGGUGGAGAUGCGCCUGUGUACAUUCCGCCUGUGCAGGAUAAAGGCAAAGGUCGUGAGCAUGGAAAAGGACAGGCGUCAAGGCAAAAGUGA
Messenger RNA from Peniophora sp. CBMAI 1063, 816 nucleotides. Lineage: Eukaryota; Fungi; Basidiomycota; Agaricomycetes; Russulales; Peniophoraceae. The record is from the annotation of a GenBank genome assembly.